This is a messenger RNA of Papilio machaon (common yellow swallowtail), 1062 nucleotides long. RefSeq lists its product as uncharacterized. The transcript has 3 exons. Gene Ontology annotation, cellular component: plasma membrane; lysosomal membrane. The record is from RefSeq and is a predicted model, not a curated record. The coding region runs from base 123 to 578 and encodes 151 amino acids. Gene Ontology annotation, biological process: heme transport. NCBI's taxonomy places the organism in Eukaryota, Metazoa, Arthropoda, Insecta, Lepidoptera, Papilionidae. Gene Ontology annotation, molecular function: heme transmembrane transporter activity; heme binding.
UUAUUGAAUUUACUUGGUGGUGGCGUAAAUGAUUGUUUUUUGUUUAUUUUCUGCAAAUAUAAAUAUUUACAACUCUAAUCGAAUGUGAAGUUCAUUUAUAAGUUGGAUAUUCACAUUUCAAGAUGUUACGUACAAAGAUUUACAUAGCCAUAAGCACUGUAGGCGCAAUAUUAGGUAUUGCUGCUUUUAUAUGUUUCUGCCUAGUUUACGCAAACAUAGAGGCUGGAAUGUGGGCAUUGUUGUCUAGUAUCCAUGCAAGCUUAACCCUUGUGCUGCAUUGUCAUUAUUUGAAGGAAUCCUUGCAUGUAAACUUUUCAAGGAAAGCUUUGCAAUAUCUCGGAGAUUUUGGAAUUGUUGGCUUUGUGUCGGGAUUGGCUCUUACAUUGUUUUACACAUUUUUGGAAUUCUAUUAUAAAGCUGGUGUCAUUCCGAUUCAGACAAGUAUUGUAAUACGCUUAAUAUGGUCAUUUGCGAUGAUGAAAUGGGGUUUGACUCUCUAUUUAUUCACAAAGAAAUAUCUACGUACAUAUAAUGAUCACCAACUGUUCUCGGAGAAUCCUAACAUUGAAGAAACAUAAAUAUCAUAUUUAAAGUGUAUUUUGUCUGCUGUGACACUAGUUUUUAUAAAUAUUGUUAUCCCUUUCGUAUUCAUUGACAUAACAAAAACAACAAUAUGUUUCAAUACAAGUGUCUGCAGUAGAUUUUUACGUUUAGCUGAAAUAUUUUGUGAUUUAUAAACCUGAAUUAUAUUAAGUUUAAUUAGACAUGUAUUUUGUCUUACACUGACUUCUAUACAUGGAGAGGCUAUAAGCCAUGGUAUUUUGUGCUUAUUUGAUUUUCGACAUUUUGGCGCUGAUGGUUGCAAUUGAUGACUGGGGAUUGGAACUAAUAAUAGAGAUUAACUGUCAGGAACUUCGACAGGUUAUUUAAGUCUGAACGAAAUAAAAGCUGUCAUUUCAAAGAAAUAACCUAUCCAUUUAUAGAGAUCAGUAGUGUCAUAUAUUUAGUUAAUGCUAUCCUUAAAAGUCAUUAAAACUAAAUUUUGUCAACUAAAACUGUAGA